AUGUUGUUAAAACACUCUGAUGCCUUGAUAAGCGCUUUCGUUUUGACGCUCUAUUAUGUGGGCGUGGUCGUUGGAAACGCAUCCGACUUUGUGACCAAGUCCGAUCUGCGCAGGACCAGGCGUGGUCAUUCACUAUCCCGCCCUGGGGGCCUGAUAAUGGAAGGUAUUGGUUAUCAGUACACAAUGCGCUAUCAGCCGGGUUUCUACCUUACCAAGCUGGCCCAGCAGGAGGCCGAAGAUCCCCCACCGGCGACGGAGGCUCCAAUGCCCAUGCCCAUGCCAACGCCAGCUACACCACCGCCGCAACCAGCUCCCACUGAAGCCGAGGAACCGGAGCCCACAAUUCCAAUGCGUUCAACAUCUGCACCCACAGAGGAGCCUCCACCUCCACCAGCUACGGAUUCCAUGAUGAUGAUGCCCACGCCGAGUAACCCGCCCAAACCCAGUCCCAGUUCCGGUCCUCGUCCUAGUCCCAAGCCCACGAUGAGACCUUCAGUGCCUCCAUUGCCUCCGACCAGCACCAAAACCUCCAUCAUGCAGCCCCAUCAGACGCUGAAAAACCUCCUCUUUGGAUCACCUAUUGAGGCGAAUUUGAUACUGAAAAAGCCAAAUGCACCUCGCUCCAAGGGCAAGGGUUUCCUCAGCCUGUUCGAGGUGAUAAAGUUCCCGAAUACGCGGUGUAGUGUGUCCAUGGGUGACAUCCGUAGCAUGGAGGGCGUCUGCUAUCACGAAUUCGAGUGUAAGACUGGGGGGAUUCCCACCGAGAGCUGUGCCGAGGGCGUGGGCGUAUGCUGUGUAUUUGUCAACGGAUGCGGUGAUGUGACUAGCCAGCAGAUUCUCUACUUCGAGAGUCCCAACUAUCCCAAUGCAGUGCGCGAAAUGAUGAUAUGCGUUUUAAUAAUCAACGUGAAGAAGGGGGUCCAGCAGCUGCGACUGGAUUUUCAGAUGUUUGAGCUAAGUCGUCCCACCAAUGGAGAUUGCCUGGAUGAUCAGUUUAUUGUCUCAGGUCACAACACAAACUUUCAGAUUCCCGUUCUCUGUGGCAUUAACACAGGUCAACACAUUUAUGUACAUGUUGGCGAUUCUAACGAGGGCAAGGUGUAUCUCUCGGUGUUCAUGAAAGUCUCCGGCGGAGGACGUUCAUUCAAUAUAAAGGUAACCCAGGUGGACGAAAACCUGGCACCAAAUAAUUGUCUUCAAUAUUUCACGGAAGGAGAGGGACUAAUAAAGUCAUUUAAUUAUGAUUCAGAUGGUUCAAUUGUGGACAAUCGGGAAGCCACUUACUUCAACAAUCUAAACUAUGCCAUUUGUCUGGCGAGAUUGAAGAACGUUUGCAGUGUGAGUUACAACACCGAGCAGUUGGGUGGCGAUCAGCCUGAUUUUCAAAUUGUCAACAAAGAUGAAGCCGAGAACGAUUUGAUCUCUGAUGGUCAGGCUGGGGCUGGAAUCUUCAACUGUCCGGAUGACUUUAUAGCCAUCAAUUCGGUACCGUUGUGCGGAGAGCGAUUCAACGAUGGCCGGGAGACCGACGAUUACACCGUGCACGCCACUGUGAGGGACACCGCCGCAGGACCCAUCAUCCUGCCCUUCCGAACCGACUCGGAAUAUGUGGGUCGCGGCUUUCGUCUGCUCUACAGACAGGAACUGUGUGUCUGA
Molecule: messenger RNA, 1656 nt
Organism: Drosophila serrata
Lineage: Eukaryota; Metazoa; Arthropoda; Insecta; Diptera; Drosophilidae
Source: RefSeq, a predicted model, not a curated record